AUGGGUUACGCAUCGAAUAAAGUGGGUGUCAGCAUCCCACAAGGAAGCUGGAAGAUAAGGCCCGUGAAAAGCACAAAGCUUUUAAGCAACAAUAAAAGGGAUGAGCCUUUGUUGUUGCCAUUUUUCAAAUUGGACUCUUCAAUAGAUGGUGGUUGGGGAAUGGCGUUUGAACCUCUUUCUUCUGUAAGUGCAAAGACUACAUGGUUGCACGCAUCAUACAGGAAGAGAAGUGAUUCAUGGGUGAUAGGAUAUAUUUCCCAAGAUCACACAUGUGUUAACACAAAUGUUUCACAAGAUCGCCGUAAGCUAAGUUAUGCCAUUAUAUGUCAAGAAAUCUUGCCUCUAGUUGACAAAGAUCCAUCGUUAAAGGUGAAAACGAUAAUCUCUCAUAUCGUUGCAACUUACAAUUACACUCCGUCUUAUAGAAAGGCAUGGUUGGCGAAGACCAAAGCGAUCAAAAUUGUGUAUGGAAAUUGGGAGGAUUCGUACAAACGACUCCCACGUUUCUUAUAUGCGCUUCAAAUUUAUGCUCCUGGAACCGUUACUAUUUUAGAGACCCUUCCGGCGCAAUCUCCAGACGGAACGUGCCUUCAAGGAAAUGUGAUAUUCCACAGGCUUUUCUGGGCUUUCCGCCCAUGUGUUCAAGGAUUUGCAUAUUGCAAACCAAUUCUUCAAAUAGAUGGAACUUGGUUGUACGGAAAAUAUAAAGGCACCUUGUUGAUGGCUGUGGCACAAGACGGAAAUAGUAACAUUUUUCCUAUUGCGUUCGCUCUAGUGGAAGGAGAAACUGCUGGAGGUUGGAGUUUCUUUCUCAGAAAUCUUCGGACACACGUUGCCCCCCAACCUGGACUCUGUUUGAUUUCAUACAUACAUGCUUCCAUCGAGAGUGCGUACAACAAUCCAGCAAACGGGUGGCAAAACCCACCUUCAACACAUGUUUACUGUAUUCGACACAUUUCACAAAAUUUCAUGCGAGAGAUAAAGGACAGGGCUCUUCGGAAGACUCUUGCCAAUGCCAGAUAUGCAUUGACUCAACCGACGUUCCAAUAUUAUCGAAAUGAAAUUGUAGCGGCAAAUCCAGAUGCAGGCAGAUGGGUGGACAAUCUUGCUAGAGAGAAAUGGAUCAGAUCAUACGACAACGGGAAGCGAUGGGGGCACAUGACUACAAAUCUCGUGGAGUCUAUGAACGAAGUCUUUAAGGGCAUCAGACACCUUCCGAUUACUGUCUUGGUGCAAGCAACAUACUAUAGGAUGGCUUCUCUUUUCGCACGAAGAGGUGAGCGUUGGAGUGCAGUUCUAGAAUCCGGGCAAGUAUUCAGCGAAACCUGCGUCAAAUUCAUGAAAGAGCAAUCUGCCAAGGCCAACAGCCACAUUGUGACAUCUUUCGAACGAUUCAACCAGACCUUCAGUGUUAAAGAAACGAUUGACCAUAACGAGGGCCUUCCGAGACAACAAUACAGGGUUCUUACAGACGAAGGGUGGUGCGAUUACGGAAAAUUUCAAGCCUUUCGCAUGCCAUUCUCUCAUGCGGAAACCUUGCUCGGAGUGUACAACAAUGCAUUUCAAGUGAUGGCAAAGGAGGAUUAUUGGCCUGCGUAUGAAGGGGAUGUGGUUUGGCAUAAUGACAACAUGCGGAGAAAGAAAAGAGGUCGACCAAACAGCACCCGGAUCAGAACCGAGAUGGAUCAUGAGAAAGUGGUACGGAAGUGUGGCAUAUGUCGUGAAGUCGGGCACAAUAAAAAUACAUGUCCUAACCGUGGAUCAGCCUCCACCAACAAUUAG
Molecule: messenger RNA, 1782 nt
Organism: Vicia villosa (hairy vetch)
Lineage: Eukaryota; Viridiplantae; Streptophyta; Magnoliopsida; Fabales; Fabaceae
Exons: 4
Coding region: 1-1782 (593 amino acids)
Source: RefSeq, a predicted model, not a curated record